Hypoxylon trugodes is the source of this 684-nucleotide messenger RNA. Its product is annotated as OSCP-domain-containing protein. The transcript has 3 exons. Gene Ontology annotation, molecular function: proton-transporting ATP synthase activity, rotational mechanism. Gene Ontology annotation, cellular component: membrane. The record is from RefSeq and is a predicted model, not a curated record. NCBI's taxonomy places the organism in Eukaryota, Fungi, Ascomycota, Sordariomycetes, Xylariales, Hypoxylaceae. Bases 1 to 684 code for a protein of 227 amino acids. Gene Ontology annotation, biological process: proton motive force-driven mitochondrial ATP synthesis.
AUGUGGUCCCGACAGGCAAUCCGCUCAAUUCGAGCCGCAGCUCCCCAGCGGACCCUUGCCCGUGCUCCUGUGCGCUCUUAUGCCGCUGCUGCCGCCGCUCAGGAAGUCAAGCCCCCUGUCUCCGUGUACGGUCUUGACGGUACCUAUGCCACCGCUCUGUACACUGCCGCCGUGAAGUCCUCGUCUCUCGAGCCCACCGCUAGAGCCCUUACCGCCCUUGGCGAGCUAUACACCAAGGAUGCUAAGUUGGCCACGAUCCUAAACACCCCCACUCUCUCCGACGCCGACAAGAGCUCCAUCGUCGCCGAACUACAGAAGAACGUUGGUGCUGCUGCUUCCAACGAAACCGUCAAGAACUUCCUCGCUACCCUCGCCGAGAACAACCGUCUUGGAAUACUCCAGGGUGUCUGCGAGAAGUUCGGCGAGAUCAUGAGCGCCUCCCGAGGCGAGAUUGAGCUCAUUGUUACCAGCGCCCAGCAAUUGGACAACAGGACCCUCUCCCGCCUCGAAACUGCCAUCGCCAAGUCCCAAUACGUUGGACAAGGCAAGAAACUAAAGGUCACCAACCAGGUCAACCCGGACAUUCUCGGAGGUCUCGUUGUGGAAAUCGGAGACAGGACAAUUGACCUUUCGGUCUCAUCCAAGAUUGCCAAGCUUAAUAAGCUCCUUACCGACACCCUGUAA